This is a messenger RNA of Xiphophorus hellerii (green swordtail), 6626 nucleotides long. RefSeq names its product tripartite motif containing 2b (gene trim2b). Gene Ontology annotation, biological process: proteasome-mediated ubiquitin-dependent protein catabolic process; protein polyubiquitination. The record is from RefSeq and is a predicted model, not a curated record. Gene Ontology annotation, molecular function: protein binding; zinc ion binding; ubiquitin protein ligase activity. Bases 680 to 2695 code for a protein of 671 amino acids. Lineage: Eukaryota; Metazoa; Chordata; Actinopteri; Cyprinodontiformes; Poeciliidae. The transcript is spliced from 14 exons.
CCUCCUCCUCGGUGGUGGUUGUUGCUGCUGCAAGCUGCUGGUGUUGCUGUGACGAUGAUAUCCUCCCCCUCUUACACACACAUACACACGCAGACGAGGAGGAGAGGAGAGAAGAGGCAGCAAACAAGACGGUAUCAUGACGCGAUGGCUGCAGGCUGGAAAACAGACGCUCCCACUGAUGGCCUGGAAAACAGGGAAUCAGUGGAUUCAUCCUCAGUCCUCUUCAAAUGAAGUCAAUUGAACUGAUUAUACUUGAAUCAUUCCUGAAGGGAAACAAUCUGCUUCUCACCUUCUUCUUUUCGGUGUUUCAAUGGAUAAAUAACCAUCUGGAAUCAUCUGGAUUUACAUGGAAUCCAUGUUUAAUCAGGAAUGUGGGGCAGAAGACUCUCAGAUCUACAGAAGAAUAACGUUGAUGUGGAUUAUUGACUAAAACCAAUCAAAACUAAGAGCAGUGCAGAUCUUUUUAAUGUUCAGAAUGUGCCAACAGUUUCUACUGGACUGUUUUUCUCCUUUCUCCUGCAUGUAAAAUGGAGUAAAAAACAAAAAGAGUCGGGAAAAAGAACCUGUAAGAAACCAAAGCAACAAACCCUCUGCUUGAAAGCAAAGCGUCUUCCCCUGGCUGCGGUGAGGACGGAGGGGUGUGUUUGGAGGUUCCCCCCCAGCAGGCUGCCGCGCGCAGAUGGAGGCCCACCAACACUCCCCAGAUAGCAGCAGUGAGGAGUGCACCGUCCUGGAGGCUGCGCCCAGCAAGAACAGCUGCCUGCAGCAUGCAGGGAAGGUGGCUGACCUGUACUGCUCGGCCUGUGAGUGUGCCCUGUGUGAGGACUGCUUACCUGCCCAUGAGGAUCACCCCAAGGUGGCGCUCAGCCAGGCUCUGGAGCAGCACCGGAGCCGGCUGCAGGAGAGACUCGGGGCGGUCCAGAGCAGACUGCCCCAGAUUUCAGAUGCUCUGUCCCUCGUUACGGAGAUUCUCCAGCAGCUGAACAACCAGAGAGCUUCCAUCGAAGAGGACAUCCAGUCCAGCUUCGAGGACCUGCACAAGCAGCUGGACGUUCGGAAGAGCGUCCUUCUGAUGGAGCUCGAAGUCACAUAUGGGCUCAAACAAAAGGUCCUCCAAGCCCAGAUAGACAACCUCACGCGUGGAGACGGGGACAUCACGGCCACCUGCACCCAGACGGAGGAAGCUCUGGCUGAGGAGGCGAGCGUGGCGACGCUGGAGGUGGAGCAUGAGCUGGAGGAGAGGCUGAAGGAGCUGGCCAUUCUGAGAAUGCCGUGCCAGCCAGAGGAGAACGACCAGCUGGACCUGGUGAUGGAGACAGAUGGACUGAGGAAGUCCAUUCACAACUUGGGGACCAUAGUUACAACCAGCGCUGUGGCAAGUCAGAGUGAAGCCAUGGGCACCGGCUUGGAGCAGUGCAUUGUGGGACAUCCUGCUUCAGUUACUAUAGUAACAAGAGACAAGUCAGGAGGAGCCUGCAAGAGUGGCAAUGCCAUCUUAUCAGCUGAGGUAUUCACCCCCGACGGCAGCAUCGUUGAUGGCGAGAUACUGGACCACAAGAACGGUACAUAUGAGUUCGUCUACACGGUGCCCAAGGAGGGCAACUUUUCUCUGGCUCUCCGUCUGUACGACCAGCACAUCAAAGGAAGUCCCUUCAAACUGACCGUCACCAAGGCGUCCGAGGUAGAGGUCGAGGUGUCUCCAUCCACCACCACAGCAACUAACUCGGCAGCCAAUGCCACCCCGUCCACAGGCUCCUCUGACGGGACAAAGAGGCGAGGAAAGUCGCCCGGCCAGAAGAAGAAAGGUUCCAAGAGGGCCAGCAGCGCUCUGGGAACCCCACGACGAAAAACUCAGAAUCCCAUCGAGGACGACCUCAUCUUCAAGAUUGGAACUAAGGGUAGAAAUAAGGGUGAGUUCACCAACCUUCAAGGAGUGGCUGCCUCUUCCAGCGGUAGGAUUCUGAUAGCUGACAGCAACAAUCAGUGUGUUCAGAUUUUCUCCAACGAGGGUGAGUUUAAGAGUCGUUUUGGGGUGCGUGGGCGAUCUCCUGGCCAGCUGCAGCGGCCAACCGGGGUCGCUGUGCACCCGAGCGGUGACAUUAUUAUUGCUGACUAUGAUAACAAAUGGGUUAGCAUCUUCACGUGCGAGGGCAAGUUCAAGGCGAAACUUGGCUCAGGGAGACUCAUGGGGCCAAAAGGUGUGUCUGUGGACCAAAAUGGUCAUGUGAUUGUAGUCGACAACAAGGCGUGUACAGUCUUCAUCUUCCAGCUAACCGGCAAGCUAAUUGCUAAGUUUGGGAGUCGGGGGAAUGGUGACAAGCAGUUUGCAGGUCCACACUUUGCAGCAGUGAACAAGAAUAAUGAGAUCAUCGUGACAGACUUCCAUAACCACUCUGUCAAGGUUUUUACCACUGAGGGAGAGCUGGUGUUGAAGUUCGGCUCAAACGGGGAAGGAAAUGGCCAGUUCAACGCUCCCACUGGUGUAGCUGUGGAUGUAAAUGGGAACAUCAUUGUAGCUGACUGGGGCAACAGCAGAAUACAGGUUUUUGAUGGCAGUGGCUCCUUCCUGUCCUACAUCAACACAUCAGCAGACCCGCUGUACGGCCCACAAGGCCUGGCGCUGACCUCGGACGGUCAUGUGGUGGUCGCCGACUCUGGUAACCAUUGCUUCAAGGUCUACCGCUACCUACAAUGAUAAAGACUUAGGAGAGGAGAACAAGGAGGCCAGUGGUGAGAGUGGAAAGCUAAAGCUCACAAUGUUUAACUCCAUCUAUCCAUUGCAUGAACUUGUCCUGAUGGAUUAACUGAAGGAAAGAAAUGCCAAGGAAAACGUUCGGCCUCCGUCCUUACAUGACCUGAACUUCAGAGGAGAUGUCUGAUCUUGGUGAUGUCUGGAGGAAUGAAGCCAGAAUGGAAUAUAAAGGUGAGAUGUUGCCUCUCCAGAAACGUAUUUCUGCAGUACUUUGCAGAAAUGGAUUCCUGUUUUUAAUGAAAGAUGUCUGCCUUCACCUAUAGCGGAAAAGAUUGACCAGCCAAGUAAUGAAUACAAGUGGAAAAUUAAUGGUUGCAAAAAAGGAAGAAGACGUACUUUGGAAAUCUUGCAUAUUAAAUCUAUGUUGUGAAUGUUGGAUUGACGAAAUGUCAGUGGCAUAAAUGCAGAUGUCGAAGUAAUUUGGUGGGAAUGAUUUGAAUUAUUGACAGUUUGACAAUGUUCUGCCUUGAUGUAUUGUAUGUAAAAGACAAAAUAAUGUCUGGUGAGGUAAAAGGGGUCCAGAGCUUUGACUUUUCUCAGUUUAUUGUUCUAAGACUUCAUAUCAACUGAUCAGAUUGUCUUUAAGCAAAACAGUCAGCUUCAACUGAUCAAGUUUUCAGUGGAGGCUUGAUGGAAAUGUAAAUAUCUGGGCAAGAUUACGACCCAAGGAAUUCCACUCAAUUUCACUAAAUUAAAGCAUUAUGAGAGGAUUAGGGUCACUGUAGAUUAAAAAAUAUUAAUAUGGCCACAGAGCAGUCAAUUUUACAUAUUUACUAGAAACAUGGUGGAUAUUCUCUAAUGUGGGGUAAAGUUGUAAAAUUAAAGGCAAACAAUUAUCAAUAUUAAAACUCAGAAAUUUUAAUGGAAAACCUCAGAAGUUUACCAAGGGUUAGGGACCUCAUCCGUCUUUUACUACCUGAGACCCUCUCUAAAAACUCUUAUAAUUACCUAUUAUAAUAGUUCAAACACCAAAUAUACCUUAAUAUGCAUUAAUACGCACAGUGGAAACCGUCCCAGCAGUACUGGUGAUGCUAACAUCCAUGGUCUUCAAGGUACAGCUAACGAAAAUAAACAGCGCUAUUGAUCAAUGCAUCAACAUAUUUAAAUUCUCUAAGCUCUAUUUUCUUUUGAAUACUUCAAACAUGCGUUACAAAAACGUCAAAAAAAAAUAGGAACAUUUUCUGUGAUAUUUCCACCAAAUAAAAAAUCCAUAAAAACUGAGGUGUGAAUAGGAGGGUCCACUCUAUAAGAGUUUUUUCUCUGUGGCCACAUUUCUUUAUUUUAUCAUGUACAAUGCUCCUAACAGUCGGCAAACUACAGACCAAUGGCAAUACUCCAACCUCCAUUUUCAAAGUGAUGACUCUGGAGACAUUCGAUAGAUUUGGAUUAAUUCCUCCGCCUUGGACCACUUUUAGCUUGUUGAACAUUGUUUGUACAUAUGGAUUGUUUUAAUUAUGGAAUGUUUAUUUCUCCCAUAAGAUUGAAUCCUUUAAAAAUCUUCAACAAUAGAUUCAUCAUUAUAAACAACUGCUUGUCUGACUGUUUGACUCGUGGAAUGGGACUUUCGACCCACAGCAUCGUCUCUGUGCUUGGCGCGUGCGGUUGUGUGUUACACAGAGGAAUGAAAAAGCUCUAUAAAUCUAUCUUAUAUAUUUAUGAGAACAUUUCUAACAUUUCCGGGUAAAUCAACAUUUCAAAUCGUAUAUCUCUGCUUGUUGUCUUGGCAACUGUGAAGAGAAGGCGGGGCUUCUAGAAUGUUCAGAUUUGGGUUUUUCGUUAAUGUCCACGGUUCUAGAGCGCGUUUAGAGUUCUAUCGAGUUUCAACGUCAAACUGUAGAAUUUCACACGUCAUUUCAUGUGGAAACAUUACCCCAGUGUUGGAGAAGCAUGCUCUUGUUAUCACCGUUUGCUUCCAUUCAAGCAUUUAGAAGUCAUGUUGCCUUCUGUUGAAAUAUUUAGGAUGCACCAAAUGUGGACCGUUCAGGGACACUGCGCUGCAGAAUGUACUGAGGAUAGCCCAAAACUUGGUCUGAUGGUUUAAAGCAGCGAAAUUUCAAAAACAAUGUUUUCCAAAGUGAAGAUUUAAAGGAGACAACAUCAAUACUUGUGUUAUGCAUGCAAAAACUACACUGAUCUUGCAGCUUAUUGGGUUUUGUUUUCCUUUCUGUGAGAUUGUAGAUAAUGUCCUGGAAAGAUUGACUACUGACAGGAAAUUAUAUGGUCCACUCACAUAGAGUUUUACCAUGACAAUAAUAAAUUGCUUAUUUUGCUGACAGUCAUCAUCCAGCAACAUAUCCAAAUUUCUAAAACUAAAAACCAAUUAAUUUGAGUCACUAUUUUUGCAAAAUUGCAUAAUUAACAGAGUAUUUUCUUGUAUAUCUUAAUAAACUGCCUGAACACUGAAUUAGUCAGCAGUCCUGGUAAAUUAUCAAUAUAUUCACAGCUCCUGCAUCGAUUUUUUUAAAUGCCCAUCUAUUUUUACUGCAUAUUGUAGAGGUCGAUUCCUCUCUCAAUGGUCUGCAGUUAUGAUGCCAAUCUUAAUUUUUAAUGUCUCUUGAGAUACUGUCUCAUUAGCACAGAGAAGAACAAUACUGGUGCUGAGGACUCAGUGAAUAUCUUCCAAGGCUUUUACAACCUGUCAUAAACCAGUUAGCUGCCAUUUAAAAUACGUCAGCAUUGAGCUAAAACAUUUGAAAUAUUGUCAUAUCUUCCAGUGGUUUACACAAUACCUUGAUAAAUCAAAAAUAGGAAGUUAUUCUCUUCAUCAUAUCUAGGCUUGACGAUCCCAGUGACAAAUGACUUUCGUUUAUUAUUUGCUAUUUAUUUGGUUCUUUAUCUUGCAGUUUGAUUGUUUGUUUCCACCAUGUGCUUUGAACUUCUUAAGUGCCCGUAUUGUUUUGAUACAUUUCAUCAAGUUGUCUGAAUCAAACUGCGAUUUCCUCGCCUGUUGUGGUUGGAAUAAUUGUGCAGUCUUAUUUAUUUUUAUUUAUUUAAUUUUGAAAAUAAAGUUGUCUUAAAGGAAUAACACAAAAGUUAACCAGUUUGAAAACCAUUGCACCUCAUGGUUAACUAGCUAGCUAAAACUAGCUUCUACCAUGUUAGUUUUAGCUAUUUUGGUUAAAACUAGCUAGCUAACUAACAUGGCAAACCAGCUAAAACUAGUUAGCUAGCUAAUACUAGCUAGUUAACCAUGGGUUAAACACUUACUACAGCUCACUGGAUAGAAUCGAUGUUGUCAAGCCUUUAAUUACAAGUACAACUCAUUCAGUCUCUUUUAAAUGCUAACUAGCUUGCGGCUCUUCAGUCCACUCACGCUAGAUUUACUGUAACCAUCCAACAAUUGCAUGUUUGUCAGAAUAAAUAGAUUAAAAUUAGAGUUCUCAUCAAUCUGUUGUUUCUUUUUCUAUUUUGUGCUGAUUGUCAGUUUGUGUAACUGGAUUUUCUGAUUGUUAGCAAACAAAAGUGCUGCUACGUCUGAGAGGUUUUUUUUGUCUCUCAUUGAGCUGGAAUGAGUUUUUUUCUUGUCAGUGGAGUUAAAAUUAGGUUAUUUCCUAAUUUAAUCCUUGUUUGCUGGAUAUUCAGCCUUAUUAUGUGUAAAUAAUGAAUGUGGAUAAAAUGAUUGAAUUUCUUUCAUGAACUUGGUUUGAAAUAUCCUAUAAAACGAAUCAGGUCCGUAACAAAAAUACCUUUGAUAACGUCAUAAAAGUGAUUGUUUAAUUUCACAAUGAAAGCCCGGACUGUAACCAGCUUCAUGUACUGUUAUUGCCUGUUCUUACUCUCUGUAACUACUGUCUGUCAUGGCUGUUCAUGUUUAAGGCCCAUAUCUGGAUAUUCACACACACUCAACACUGAAAUAAAACAUUGGUUCCUCUUG